CUCUAGUAUUCUGUCCUCGGCGUUCGUUCCUGGUAUAUAUACACUUUGUAGCAGUUCACGACGUUCUAAUUGUCAACUUGAGACUUGACGUUAAAGCCUCGUGAAUUGACAAUAAGAAAGAGUUGGUAGUGAGUUUGAUUGAUCAGUGUGCAGCGUCGGCGGGGCAUUGUGGAUCGACGAUGGAAGAGCGAUCGGAGUUGUCCAAGUCAACGUCGAGGGGGCACAAAAGUACACCGGGUCAUUCCCGAAAGAGUAGCAAUAAGAAACGUACAGGACGGAAGGGUACAACGAGCACAGAAAAUUGGGGCGAGGAAACGUCGCCCAGCCAAAACGGUGGUCCCUUACCGAACAUGGAUUAUCGUCAAAUAUUUUGGCCGCAACAAACAGCCGUGCCACAACACAUACAACCACCGCACAGCGGCCAAAGAUUGUUUGCAGCAAUGUCAGAUCCCAGCGUAUGCAGAUACUCCCCGUUACCAGUAGCUUACACCAUGGAACCAGUCCCACCGAUGUAUCCUCUUUACCAACCAAUUUCAAGGCCAAAUUAUAGAACCUUCAGAGGAAGACCCAGGCGACACGUAGCUCAAAUAAAUCCCAUGAUGUCGCAGCCUCAUCCAACCCUUACCAACGGCUACUCCAGCCUCCAGGAAAACCGAUCUAAUUAUUCAAACCCUCUAGCCUAUCAGAAUGGCGAUUAUGCAUCUCUUCCUCCGAAUGCUAACACCGAUCGAUCUAACAACUGCGACGAGCUCAAUUCUGAACAUCGACGAUACUCUGAUCCUGGCCUCGGUCCCGCCGACCUUACUCGUCCUAAUGACGGUGAAGAUUCUGACAGUGCAGAAAGCGGCAGCUCUAUCACCACCAUAGGAAAGAAUAAUAAAUUGGUUCUCUCCCUCGUUGAACAGAUGACUGCACUCAGAGAGGUGAAUAGUCAAAUGUUCAAAGAGUUGCACGAGACGAGAACAGAUCUGGAAAGUAUAAAGAGCGAAUUGGCGAGACUAAAACGCGGUGGUACGUCCGACUAUCAGCCCGGAAUGUUAUCAGACAUCGUACGGGACAUGAGAGAAGCGAACAAAGCCCUUGAUGAAGCGAUGAUUACGAAGGUCAACGCCAUGGUGGACGAGCAAAACAGACAGAGAACUAUGGAGUUUGAAAAAUUACGGGAACAACUGACGAAAAUAACUGUGGAGAAGGAAGACAAUUGCAGACGCAUCGUUGAGCUCGAAGAGACAGUAGCUGCUCUGAAAUUAAAUGCAAACAACGAAGGCCGAGAGAUCGCUGCGUUCGAGGAGGAGACCCUGGCGCUGAGACGAGAGCUACAGGAGGCGAGGGCAUCGCGGAACAUGGCGGAGAACCACGUGGCAAAGUGCGUAAGGGCCUUAUCGAGACCAAUCACGCCUGUAAUAUUCGAAACACCUUGUAUAACGAGCACCCCCGUGCGUACCGAAUUCCAUAAUAAUCCCUAUCUUUCCCUGUCUCGUACUGGUUCGAUGAAUGAUUUUUCGGAAAUAUCAGCGAGCACCCACGCAACGAAUCUCGAAUCGACCGAGGGAACGAGUUCAUUGCAGCCUGACGACAAUACCUUCAGACGAUUGUCAUCGUCCUCAACCUCAUCCUCGACAUCCUCGUCCCCGUCGAGCUUUUCUCGAUGCGAGGAUAGAGCGGCGGAGAUCGACGAGGAGUGGCGGUGGAGAGCAACGAGGCUGCAAGAUACGAUAGUUUCUUCCGAGGUUCAAGAAAAAGAGCCUGAGAUUUCGACAAAUGGCAUCGGUCUUGAAGUAGAUUCGGAAAGAGCGAGAGAACGAGAGGGUGCGACGCGUGAUUACGGAGUAUCAAAAGCUCUCAGAAGUAUGCAGAGCUUCUCGAGAGCACAGGAAAAUAUCGAAGAGAAUGAAGCGAAUGAGCGUUUGAUCGUUAUUCCAAAAAACGAUGACAAACUUUUGGCUGAUGAUGGGAAGCCUCGUUCCAGAAGGUCCACUGAUAAAUCCUUGACCAAGAAAGACUCUGGGAAUUCCAUUGGGAUUUGUUCCUCUUCGAGCGCGACCUCGAAUGCUUUUUCCGAAGAUUCGAUCGAACGUCGCAACGACGCACCCGAUGUUCUCGAUGAGACUCCGAUCGCCGUCAACGAUGAUUCCACUUCAGGAAUCGUGCGAAACGACGUUGCUAAUAAAAAAUCUCGAAAACGGGCCAUUACCGAAGUUCCCGAUGUCAUUGUCGUUGCCGGUAAACCUGUUGUACCGAAAGAUUUGUGCUCGACGAGAAUCCUGACUUCCAGUGUCCUGACACGCGCCACUUACACCACCGCCUACAUCUAGGUUACGUACGGGGCCCACAAAAGAAAAAAAAAACAACCAUUUUUUUUGACAAGUGUUCACCAUCAUCAUCGAGCCAAAAAAAAAAAAAACAAAAAAAAAUCCACGGGGCUUCACGGGCUUACUUAGAGGCUACUUCUGUACUUGUCGAAUGUCACACGUCGAUUGGAUUGGGAGUAUGGGCGAAAGAAAGCGUAACCGGAAAACCGUGAUUUGUCAGACUGGAGAAGCUGGUCGAGAUACUCCGUAAAAAGAUGAACGGAGCGAGCGACGAGGAGACCGUGGCGCACAUAAGGGAGCUCGUCAGUUCGGGCAUUAAUUACGUCCCCGGUGCCAAAUUUAGUCCUGAGAAGA
This is a messenger RNA of Venturia canescens, 2666 nucleotides long. RefSeq lists its product as uncharacterized. NCBI's taxonomy places the organism in Eukaryota, Metazoa, Arthropoda, Insecta, Hymenoptera, Ichneumonidae. The coding region runs from base 180 to 2315 and encodes 711 amino acids. The record is from RefSeq and is a predicted model, not a curated record. The transcript is spliced from 7 exons.